AUGUCUAACUUGAGGAGGGUGUUGGAGAGGCAAGAGCGAGAAGAGGAAGAAAUCAGGCACAAACAUGCUGAAGAAGAUCAUGAGUUAGAUGAAGUGGAGGAAGAAAUGGUUGUAACGGUGUGUAUGCUCAAUGAAUCAAGGCAACACCAUCGUCAUCUUGCCCCGAACAUGGACAGACAUAGGCACUCUCGGGGUAAGAAUCUCUUGGAAGAUUAUUUUAUCCCAAAUUCGUUAUAUCAUAAGUAUGAUGUUGUUGGGGGUUCGGGUCUUCUUCCUGAGCAAAAACUUACAUCUACUUUGCGGAUGCUUGCGUAUGGGGCAUUUGCAGAGCAGGUGGAUGAGAUUGCUAGGAUGGGGAAAUCAACUAUCCUAAAGUGCUUGGUUAAAUUUUGUGAUGCAAUAGAAAAUCCCUACAGUAGGGAGUACCUCCGCAAACCUACGGCUAGGGACCUCCGAAGGCUUGUACAAAAAGCCGAGGCUCGAGGUUUCGCAGGCAUGAUUGGAAGCAUCGACUGCAUGCACUGGCAGUGGAAGAAUUGCCCAACUGCUUGGCAAGGAGAUUAUGGGAAUAGAAAGGACCAAAAAAGUAUAAUUAUGGAGGCUGUGGCUUCAUUCGACACUUGGGUUUGGCAUUCCUUCUUCGGAGUUAUCGGAUCUCAGAAUGACCUCAAUGUGCUUAGUUAA
Molecule: messenger RNA, 684 nt
Organism: Prunus armeniaca (apricot)
Lineage: Eukaryota; Viridiplantae; Streptophyta; Magnoliopsida; Rosales; Rosaceae
Source: the annotation of a GenBank genome assembly